AUUCGCCUUCUUGAUGCGCUAAACUGAGCGACACCCGUUCGAUGAGCGAUGCAACCUCCGCGACGACCUCAUGGUCAGGAUUGAUAUUGUGGGUCCCCUUCAGCGCAGUCAUGGGUCCAAGGGUCAGAGUCAGAAGAGAGGAAGUGCACUUCCUCACGCUUCCAAAUCUUUCGACGCUUUCGAAGACUCCCGCCCUCAGAGCUGGCACCGGUACCGGCGCUGGUAUCUUCGCACUUGCACACCACGUCCCCCGCUCCCGCAGAUCGACGUACUUGGGCGCACCGCAAAGCUCAGCAGAAGGAGCCUUAAAACAAGAUCAAGGCCCAAAUGGACAGCUGGGACGACUUUGUGGCUGUUGUUGAUGGUCCUGACUCGCUUCAAGCCUGCCUCCGAGACCUCAAGACAGCAGCUUUUGUCUCAUUAGCGCUGAAAGGAAGGAUGCUCAGUCGCCACGGAACAAUCUCCGUACUAUCGAUCCGAGCGGGCGGCAAUAUGUACCUCGUCGAUGUGCAUCUUCUGCAAGUCGCCGCUUUCACCACAUCGGCAGGAAGAGUCUCUUUAAAGGGUAUCCUAGAAAGUACUAGCGUGAAGAAGGCUGUGUACGACGUGCGGAAUGCCGCAAAUGCACUUUUCUUUCUCUUCGACGUUCGGCUGCGGAACGUGGUCGAGGUUCAGGUUUACCAUCUUGUCUCUCGGUCCCCGAACCAGAGGAAAUUCUGGUGGAGUCUUGACAAGGCGAUCGCACAUAGCGGUGUGCUGGACAGUCACACGCUCGCGGACUUCAAGGAUGCGCGAACGACUUUUGCACAAGAGUAUGUGACAGCGCGCGGCGGCGACGAAUAUCUGCUGGAGCAGAGGCCCUUCUCAAAUUCGUUGAUCGCCUACUGCGCCCUCGACGUAUUCUUUCUGGGUCAGCUUUAUGAUGUCUGUCGGGCUCUCGUCACCUCUGAAUGGAUCGAUCGCGUACAGCAACUCACAGCUGUACGACUAGCUGAGAGCAUGCAAUGGUCAUACACACCUUGGAGCGAGGACAAGAAAUUUGCUCCAAUGCAAUGGCAGCUCGAUGAUCGAUCUUGCCCUCGGCUGGUAGCCGGCCGCAAGACCUCCACGAUGUCCGCAUCGCGCGGUGGUAACCGACAGCGACCGGCAGAACGAGCCAGUGCACAGUCAUAGCUGCUAAUCAAGCUUCCUAUCUUGCGCAGAGGAUUUCCUCUCCUGAAAUUAAUCGACAUCACUUGGG
Molecule: messenger RNA, 1240 nt
Organism: Acaromyces ingoldii
Lineage: Eukaryota; Fungi; Basidiomycota; Exobasidiomycetes; Exobasidiales; Cryptobasidiaceae
Exons: 1
Coding region: 328-1173 (281 amino acids)
Molecular function (GO): nucleic acid binding
Source: RefSeq, a predicted model, not a curated record